AUGUCCUUCCAAGUCCCCCAGCAUGUCCCUUCGUUCACCAAUUCUCAGCGCUCGUAUGAAGAUACUUAUUGGCGGCAUAAGCACAAUACUAAUGAACAUGCAAAAGGAGGACCUGCCGGUGCAAUCACAUCCAAGAUCAACGACAUCUUUGCCGAAAGCAAAGAUCUGCCCAUGUACAAGGAUAAGCCACACUUUCCCUCGAGUCGGCGGAAAGGAAGAGCGAUCUUGAGGCGAAAGAGAGUGUUGACCUUGAUUGGUUCCACAACGCUACUGUUUCUCUGGUGGAUGGGAUGGUUACCUUGGAGCUCACCCCAGUUCUACGAUCCUGCUGCCCAUCAACAUUCUUUCUUCCACGCAGAAGACUGGUCAGAGCAAAGAGAGGCCGUGAAAGAGGUGUUCAAGACUUCAUGGGAAGGCUACGAGAAAUAUGCGUGGGGAAUGGAUGAAUACCACCCUCUUUCGAGGAAGGGAAAGAAUAUGGUUGAAGGUGGCAUGGGUUGGAUCAUUGUGGACGCAUUGGAUACUGCCAUGAUGAUGAAUUUGACUUCGCAUGUCGCCAAAGCAAGAGAAUGGAUAUCCACAUCGCUCUCCUAUACCGCCCAUCACGAAGUCAAUACCUUCGAGACUACUAUCCGCAUGCUAGGUGGGUUGUUAUCUGCGUACUACCUGUCAACAUCAUUCCCACAUCUCGCACCGCAGAGAGACGAUGACGUAAACCAACCUGGAGAAGACCUAUACAUCGAGAAAGCGACAGAUCUUGCAGACCGUCUCCUCGGGGCCUACGACUCCCCUUCUGGAAUUCCGUAUGCGUCGGUGAACUUGAACACUACCCAGGGAGUUGGUUCGCAUGUCGACGGAGGAGCAUCCUCUACUGCCGAAGCGGCAACUCUCCAACUCGAGAUGAAAUAUCUCGCCAAAAUCACAGGUGAACCAAUAUACUGGCAGCGGGCAGAGCAUGUCCUCGAAGUUAUUGAAUCACAAAAGCGCGAAGACGGCCUAGUCCCAAUCUACAUAUAUCCCGCCACUGGCGACUUUCGAGGUGAAAAUAUACGGCUGGGAUCUCGAGGCGACAGCUAUUACGAAUAUUUGAUCAAACAGUACUUGCAAACAGGAAGCGUUGAGACAGUUUACUUGGAUAUGUGGGAAGAGGCACUUGAGGGGAUUAAGAAACACUUGAUCACCUAUUCCGAGCACGCAUCAUUAACCAUCCUUGCUGAAAGGCAAAAUGGACUCCACGCUCCUCUGACAGCCAAGAUGGAUCAUCUUGCGUGUUUCAUGCCAGGGACAAUAGCCUUGGCAGUGACCGAGGGCCAGACAGCCGAGCAAGCGAGAACCAGACUAGCGAAUAAAUGGACAAAGAAACAUGACGAAAACCUCAGACUGGCCGAGGAAUUGAUGAAGACGUGCUGGGGCAUGUACAAGGUCACUCCGACGGGCCUCGCCCCUGAGAUUUGCUAUUUCCAUACCGACAACCCGGCUCCGCAAUGGCAGGGACAUCUUGACUUAGCAUGGACACCACCACAUACGACCGAGCUCUCUGAUGAUCAUGAUGCUGACUGGCGCUCUGAUUACGACAUUCAUUCGAACGAUGUGCACAAUCUCCAGCGACCCGAAACCAUCGAAUCCCUCUUCUACAUGUACCGCAUCACCAAGGACAAGAAAUACCGGCAAUGGGGCUGGGAAAUGUUUGAAGCCUUCCGCGAGCACACCAAGGUCGUCGAUGAACUGACAGGCAAGGUGUACGCAUACACUUCCCUGGACACGGUAAUGGAGAACCCUGUUCGAGAAAGGAAGCGGCGCGAUAACAUGGAGAGUUUCUGGUUGGCCGAGACGCUCAAGUACUUCUAUCUGUUAUUUUCGGAUGACGACUUCUUUCCUCUCGAUACUGUUGUGUUUAAUACGGAGGCUCAUCCGCUGCCGAAGUUCGACAUCUCAGGAAGCAAGGUCUUUGCGACAGGAUGGCGCAGGACCAAAGACAGGCCUUCUGAGCAGAAAUAUGAGGGCAGGAUGGUGGAAGAGGACUUCGCGCAGCUCAAAAACGUCCGUGUUGGGAGUGGAGUACGCGUCGACGAGAAUGGGAAAAGUAUCCCGUCCAAUGCGGAGGUUGAAGAGAAGCAGUUCUCUGCUGGUGUUGGUGAAAAUGAGCGCGAAACUGCUCAAGGUCUAUCAGCCCCAACGCAUUCAGAUGGCGGAAAGUUGAAAAAUGCGUCUCCUGAACACGCUGAGGGCACUGGCAAAGAGGGAGGUGAUUGA
Molecule: messenger RNA, 2253 nt
Organism: Cladophialophora psammophila CBS 110553
Lineage: Eukaryota; Fungi; Ascomycota; Eurotiomycetes; Chaetothyriales; Herpotrichiellaceae
Exons: 1
Coding region: 1-2253 (750 amino acids)
Biological process (GO): N-glycan processing; carbohydrate metabolic process
Cellular component (GO): endoplasmic reticulum; membrane
Molecular function (GO): calcium ion binding; mannosyl-oligosaccharide 1,2-alpha-mannosidase activity
Source: RefSeq, a predicted model, not a curated record